CGGACCUUGUGAUCUUUUUGUACUGCUCUAAAUUAUUCGGCUGAGACGUGUGCUACUGCUUAGUUGUGUAGCUGUCCCCGCAACUUCGCCAACUUUCAACACCCCGAUUGUAUUGACAAAUGAAUGCUCAGACAUCAGGGGAACCUAGCGGGCAAGAUGCCGACCCUAGCGCUUCGAACGAACCUCAGGUUAACUUUUCGGACGUCUUCUCACUUCGGCGUCCACGAGAUGCCAGAGCAGGCCUAGCGAGUGGUUUAAAGAGUAUUGCGAAGGGCGUAAUAGGUGGAGCUGCGGGGCUAGUAGCAGCGCCCAUCGUUGGCGCACAUCGCGAGGGUGUGACCGGCUUUGCGAAAGGCCUGGCAACAGGCGUGGUAGGGGCGGUAGUGCUCCCGGUGACUGGCGUUAGCGUGGGCGCCGUACAGAUGGUCCGUGGAGUCAUCAACACGCCGGAGGCAGUCUCCCAGUCCUACGGUGGCAAAGUAUGGGACGAGGAGCGGAGGGAGUGGGUGGACAAGGACAUGAUUGUGCCGAUAGAGGCCACCAAAGGGCGCGGCAGCAAGGGCGGGGCGGGCGGCAGCAGACCGGGCGCCGGGGAGGACUACUACGCGAUCCUGCAGGUUCCCCGCGACGCCUCCGCCGACCAGAUCAAGAAGCAGUACUACCUGCUCGCUCGCAAGUACCACCCGGACAAGAACCCGGGGGACGCCACCGCACAUGACCGCUUCCAGAAGCUGGGGGAGGCGUACCAGGUGCUGUGCAACGAGCAGCUGCGCGAGCGCUACGACGCGCACGGCAGCGAGGGGCUGGACGUGUCGUUCAUGGACAGCGGCGCCUUCUUCGGCGCGCUGUUCGGCAGCGACCUGUUCGAGCACCUGGUGGGCGAGCUGCUCAUUGCGGCGGCGGCCAGGAACGGUGGCGAAAUCACGGGCCCCGAGGCGGCUCGCGAGCAGCUGGGUCGCGUGCAGCAGCUGAGUGUCAACCUGAGGGCCAUUCUGAAGCGCUACACGCAGGGGGAUGUGGAGGGGUUCAAGCUGUCCAUGCACGAGGAGGCUGAGCGGCUGGUUCGCGCCUCCUUCGGGGAGACCAUGCUGCACACCAUCGGCAAGGUGUACGACACGCAGGCAGACAUUGCGGCGGGCGGCUUCUUCGGCGGCAUGGCAGCAAAGUUCCGAGCGCAGGGGGACAGCGUAAAGUCGCAGUUCCAAGCUGCCACAGCGGCCAUGAAGGUCUUUGCGGCGCAGCAAAAGAUCGAGGCGUGGCAGAAGGAGCAGGAGCGCCAGCAGGCGGCAGCAGCGGCGUCGACCGCUGCAGAGGCUGGUGGUAAGGCACCCGGCGCCUCCUCCUCCGCGGGCGCCGCUAACGGGGACACCGCCGCCGGCGCAGCCACUGCCCCAACCGCCGGUACAGAUGCACAGGUGCCCACCGCCCCAACCAGCUCAGCCCCGCCUUCUACACCCGCUGCCGCAGCCCCCGCGCCCACCGCCGCCGCCGCCUCCACGCCGCCGCCCGCCCCCGGCCCCACCUCCGGCCCCUCCUCCCCCUCCGGCCCCAGCAUGGAGCAGCUGCUGGAGCGGCAGCGGCUGGAGGAGGCCGCGCUGCCCCUCAUGCUGGAGGCCAUGUGGGCGGCGAACGUGCUGGACAUCCAGAACACACUCAAAAAGGUGUGCAGGGCGGUAUUGUUCGAGGAAAAGGUGUCCCGGCAGGAGCUGCAGGCGCGAGCGGCCGCGCUGAAGGAACUGGGUGCCAUCUUCAUGCAUGCUCGCUCCCCCGAGGCGGCCGGCCAGACGGACGCGCGGCGGCAGAUGGAGGAGGCGCUGCAACGGGUGGUGGAGAAGCGUGCGCAGCAGGAGGGAGGCGGCGCGGCAGCGGCAGCAGCAGCGGAGGGCGGCUACGGCAGCGACCCGGAGUAUUGAGGCGGCCGGCAGCGGCAGGCUGGUGGGACAUGGUCCGGUCAGGUCAUGUGAGUGGCCGCGCGGAUUGAGCGGAGGAGUGCCCUCGGGCUGAUUCGGCGGCAGGACGGCAGUGCGAGUGUGAGAGGGGCGUGUGACCUGAGGGCGGGAGGACGCAUGGGGCGUGGUGUCGUGCGUGUCGUGGUGAGCAGUUCUACGCUGUAUCCCUUCAGUGGUGCUCAGAUACAUAUACUAGAUAUUCUUAUUUGGUUGGAUUCUGUCGUGAUUAGGUUAGAUAGCCAGGCAAUUUGCGCAUUCAUGCACGGUCCUUUCUUGGGUGCAAUCGCACUGCAUUGUCAUCAGGUUUCGGUCGUUAGGACAUACCGGUGUUGUAGAGGCUGUGAUAUAGCUUUUGAGUUCAUUGUCGUCUUAUCAUGUACUGGAUGGUGCUUGAGAGCGCUCGGGAGGCAGGAGGGCACCCACCCCGCCUGCGACAGCAUGCAUGCCAACGCAUGAAGGUAGGAGUCGUAGCACGGGUGUCUGGAGGCGCUAAGCAGGGCGUGUAAGUGGAAAGCAGAGCAGCAGUAGUAAUGGAUGGAUGUGUUCUCGGCGCUCAAUCGCGUUACUCCGCGGAGCGUGUCAGAGGGUCAGAAGAGGACCGCCUUGAUGCUGGCGUCUCCCCAGGUGUUCAUGCGGCGGGAGAUGGAGAGGAGACAUUAGAUUAUUGAAGCCCGACAGAUGUCGCAGGGAUAGAGUUACGGUAUGCGCGAUCCAUUGCGCAGUGCUGCGGACGUUUCAGCUCUGGCUACGGCCGCAUGUGUUUGCGGCAGGUGUGGUGGCCCCCUUGCGGGGCCAUCGUCGGUAGCAUGCAGCUCAGGAAACGACUAAGCAAGGCCGCCGACGCCUUGUGUCGGCAUAAGUACGUGUGUGUUCCUAUGUAUAGGUUGCCACUGGGCACCCGACCACUGCGGUACCAUGUGGCGUUAGUCCCGUUUAGUAUCAUGUGGUUUUGUGCCUCCUAAGUGCAUUUAUUAAGCCUACUAGCGCAGGUAUUCUUCGCUCGUGCUGGUGUUUGCUGCUUGCAGAUGUCCUUUCGCUGCGGGUAGGCGCUGUCCCAGUGCGGUUCUUCAGGAAGUGAGGCGUCAGCGGGGACCGAGCCCCGUGACGUACGGUACCGGUUUGGUGCGCCGGGUGACGUCAGCACUCUGCUCCUGCAGCUGUCGUACUUCAGCUUGGGAAUCCGUGGCAAUGCAUACGGAAGGCUUUCUUGU
Messenger RNA from Astrephomene gubernaculifera, 3160 nucleotides. The record is from the annotation of a GenBank genome assembly. Lineage: Eukaryota; Viridiplantae; Chlorophyta; Chlorophyceae; Chlamydomonadales; Astrephomenaceae.